ACCAGGGAUACCCAUUGCUGCUCUAGAAUUCUCUGCUGAGGCCUGGCAGCUCUGCCUGCAGCCACUUAGAACAUCUCGCCCUUCACCAUGGUGUGAACACCAGCACGGAGUCUGCCAAGCUUGGUCCUGGCCUUGCCCUUCAGAAGAAAAGGAAAAAAAAAAAAAAAGGCUCCCAGAAUCCCAAGGAAGAUUUCCACCCACACUGGCACGUCACUAACAAGAGGGCUGCUGGGCUCAGGAGUUGGCACCAGCCCGAUUUUUACCUGCUCGGAACCACGAACUAGCAUCCGGCUCAACUCAACUCAGGCUUACUGGACUCCUCCCCUAGGCGGGGCCUGGUGCUGCACGCUGCAGGCUGUGGUCUCUUCUGGCUGGGGGAGAAAAUCAGCACAACUCCCAGGGUCAGUUCCCAUCAACAGACUUCCCAAACCGGGCCUCAGACGCCAAGUGUGCAGCAUGAGGUCAGGCCGGCCAGGCUGAGCUGAGCCCCAGCGGCAGGCAUGGGACCAGACAACCCCACUGUGGCCUCCUCCUCUCCUGCACCGAGGAAAACCAGGACCAGGGCAGCGUCCCACCACCUUUCUGGACAGAAAGCGCGAAACAAGCAAGUGGCGUUCCUAGAGGCUAGAGGAGACCCGGACAGCACAACUACAGUGCCAAGCCCGCGGGCGGGGUGCCCUCCAUCGUGGAGCCCAGCAUGGCCUCUCUCCAUGACCCUGGCCCUCCCGGGGACAGAGCGCACUGCCUGCUCGUCCACUCUGCUUCAAACAGCUCGGUCCUCAAUCCCACCCAGGAGGACACCCUGGCCCCCCAACCACAGCCAGGCAACAGUGGCCCCGGUGUCCAGGGGGAGCAACAGCCCGGAGAGUCAGAAGCCCAGGAGGAAAUAGCCCCAGGAGACAUUAAAUACCGCCUGGAGCCCCUGGCCAAGGCUCCCCUUCAGACACAGCCCCCCAGCUCCUGCAGCCGGUUCCACAAGCCUCAGGGGUCCCCCUUCAGGACGGCCUAUGGAUUUGAAAGCGGCAAGCCCUGGAAGGCAGAGCCCACGCCUUCCCGUGGGGAGCAGCCCUCCCGCCCAGACGCCAGAGCUGGCAACCAGCAGCCCAGACACAGCAAGGAGCACGGGCCAUGGCCCUCGCUCUUCAAAAGCCCUGCAGGUGACCACAGUAUGACCACUGCUCAUCAGGUUUCCGUCCACAGCCAGCCUCUUGGGCAGUCAGUGCUCCCAGUUCACAUCCAGGGCCAAAAAGUGGCCCCAGCAGCGCGUCCAGGCCACGGGGAAAACGUGAGUCUGCAUCAGAGUGACUUGCAAGCCCCAAGGUGGAGGCAAAUUGUUGCUCCUGACCCGGACAAGAGCACGCGAGGAAUCGAGCCACGGGAACAGCUGCCGAGCUGCAGGGCUGCCGUGCGGGAAGGGGCCCGGGAACAGCCCUGUCUCCUGAGACUAAGCAAAUACAUCCAGUACGCGCGGAGGAACAUGGCUUGUGGCUGGCAGCCCACAGCCCACCUGUACCAGGAGCCGCGACCACCAAGGCUGGAGACGGCCAUGCUGGGUGGGAGUAACACAGCCAGGCUCGCUGUGGACCCAGUGACCAGGGUGUCUCCUCUACCUCCUCCCAGGCACCUGGUAAAGACACUCAAGGGUAAGUGGCCCUCUCACAUCCUCGGGGUCUUCAAAGCCAAGUUCCAAACUGAAACUACCAGCAAGCCAUUCUCCCAGGACUGGGGAGCGCAGCCCCAGGUGCGCUGUGGCCCUCGUGACAGAGGCCAUGAGAACCCCCCGGCACCAGCUGAGGUUGGAGCGACCACCAGGACCGCCUACCUGCCCUUGUUUUCUGAAAGGGUGAAGCUGUGUAAACCCAAGAUCAACAGCGACAAGCUUGAGCCAGGCGAUUUGUCACCUGAGCACAGGCCAGUCCAGCUGCCCGAGAUCCGGUUCCCUAAGUACCUAUGCCUUGAAAACAGAAGAGCAGGGGAAAGGGCCUUCCCAAACAUCCUACGCAGAAGUGCCCAGUUCAGGACACACAUCUCCUGACCGGCGAGCUGCCUGAAGGCCGGGACCCCCCUCUCUCACAGAGACUGCCCAGCGUGCUCUAACCCUCGUCCAGCUCUCUCUGCUGCCAUCCGAGCACAGGGGAGGACCUGCCUUGGAAAGCAGCGAUGCACCAUGGCCCAGAAGGUGUGUGUUUCAGGACCGAGGAGGAAGGAGGUCAGAGCAAGUCCCUCUUCCCCAGGAACCCGUGCGCCCGCCAGUCAGUACCACCGACGAAUUACAUGCUAUUGGAGCCACAGUC
Molecule: messenger RNA, 2294 nt
Organism: Oryctolagus cuniculus (rabbit)
Lineage: Eukaryota; Metazoa; Chordata; Mammalia; Lagomorpha; Leporidae
Source: RefSeq, a predicted model, not a curated record